AUCAUUUUUUAUGUUUUGAAACCCAUAUAAAAAUUAAAGAUCAGUAUAGAAGUCAUUAAGGGCAGCGUACGCGUAGUGAUAAUAUAUCUACGAUUGGGUGUGCGUGGGCUUAAUCGUAAACAAGAGGAAAUGUGAUGUCGAAGGAACAGAUUUAAAGAUUCUAGCACAUUUUUAUUCUUUAGUAGUUAUUAAUACCACAUUAAAGAUGGAUAUUGCUAGAACCGUAUUUGGGGUUCGAUCAACGGAGGGUUAUAUGUCAGGAAAGAGUAUAAAAGCCGAGAUGCUGCUGGAAGAUGAGGAUGAGAGCAAGCAUAGAGAGUCUGGUGAAGAUGCCAGCAAUUCUGUUCGAUUAUCAUGCCACGGGAAUGGUAGUGGCUACACCCCAUGUCCCGGUGGGCCAUUUAGUGCAUUGACAUCCUCGAUGUGGCCCCAGGAUAUCCUUGCUAAACUUGCGCAGCCAGAAGGUGCCGGACAGCCAGACUUCAGGUACGAUGAGUUUGGUUUCUGCAUCGAGGAGGAAGACGGACCGGAGCAAACGUCACGUAAGCUGCUCGGCUUGCCGUUCCUCGAGGAUUCACAGCAUCGUCUGACUUGGGUUGCACACCUAGAGUUCUCACAAAACAACGACGUCGGGGAGCUGACCUGGGAUCAGGUGGAGCCAGAGUUGCAGAGGUCAGACAAACUAGGAACCAUGGUAAGGAAUGGCAUCCCACAUUCUAUGCGACCACAGAUAUGGAUGAGGAUAUCAGGUGCCUUGCAAAAAAAGUUGAAUGCCGACAUUUCAUAUAAGGAUAUUGUCAAGAAUGGCUCUAAGGAUCAUUUGAUGACGUCAAAACAAAUAGAGAAGGAUCUACUGCGCACGAUGCCUAGCAACGCUUGCUUCUCUACGAUGACAAGCACAGGCAUACCGCGUCUGCGCCGUGUGCUCCGUUGCCUCGCCUGGCUCUACCCUGACAUCGGCUACUGCCAGGGUACCGGCAUGAUCGCUGCGUCGCUGCUGCUGUUCAUGGAAGAGGAGGAUGCAUUCUGGAUGAUGGCGACCAUCGUUGAGGAUCUUGUGCCAGCGUCCUACUACUCGAGUACGCUUAUCGGCGUGCAGGCUGACCAGCGCGUGCUGCGCCAGCUCAUAGUCACCUACCUCCCCGACAUCGACAUGGUGCUCAAGGAGCACGACAUAGAGCUGUCAUUGAUCUCACUGCACUGGUUCCUAACGUUGUUCAGUAGCGUUGUUCACAUGAAGGUGCUGCUGCGCAUGUGGGAUAUGUUCUUCUACGAAGGAUCAGUCGUGCUGUUCCAGGUCACGCUCGGCAUGCUGAAGACCAAGGAGUCCACACUGACCAGUCUGGAGAACUCUGCACAAAUUUUCAAUGCCCUCUCUGACAUUCCUGGGGAUGUAGAAGAAGUGGAACUGAUCUUAGAGCUCUCACAGCGAGUGGCAGGAUCAUUGUCUGAGGUAAUCAUAGAAACACAUCGGCGGAAGCAUCUUGCCUACCUGAUGGCAGACCAGGGAGCCAUCGUGAAUCCAGAGGCAGCUCGCAACCUGCCGAAGCAGCAGCUGAGCAGACGGCAGAUGCGACGGUCUCGAUCGCUCAUCCAGCUGCUGCUGUUCGGGGACAGCGAAGAUCCGGACUUCAUGAAAGCGAAGAACAUCAAGCAGACGGAGCUACUUGUCGACCUUCGUGAAGCCAUACUGCAGGUCGCCCGACACUUCCAGUCCGUCGACCCGGCACGCAACAGCAAAGUAAGUCUCGUCGCGGAUUAUUCGAUGGAGAGCCAUGCUAGAGACCACGAAAACUUCAUCAAUGUGCUGCGCAACAGGAAGCGUCGAGCCAAGGCCCUGCUCGACUUUGAGCGUCAUGAUGAUGACGAACUUGGUUUCAGAAAGAACGAUAUCAUAACGAUAAUCUCUCAGAAGGAUGAGCACUGCUGGGUGGGUGAGCUGAAUGGACUGCGUGGCUGGUUUCCUGCCAAGUUCGUGGAAGUGCUGGAUGAACGAAGCAAGCAGUACACAAGUGCUGGGGAUGAUGCUGUAACUGAAGCUGUCACAGAUCUAGUUCGAGGAACUUUGUGCCCUGGUUUGAAGGCAACUUUUGAGCAUGGUCUGUGUAAGUCAUCGAUAUUGGGUGGACCGUGUCACCCCUGGCUGUUUUUUGAAGAGGCGGCUGCAUACCUGGUAGAGAAGGACUUUGAGUCUGUUUAUUCUCGUCUUGUGCUUUGCAAGACUUACAGGUUGGAUGAGGAUGGUAAGGUGUUGACGCCAGAAGAGAUACUGUACCGAUGCGUGCAAGCUGUCAAUGUAGCACAUGAUGCAGCACAUGCUCAGAUGGACGUUAAGUUCCGUUCCCUAAUCUGCGCAGGCCUUAAUGAGCAGGUGUUGCACUUGUGGUUGGAAGCACUCUGCUCUUGCAUCCCGGUUCUGGAGAAAUGGUACCAACCAUGGUCCUUCCUUAGGAGUCCAGGCUGGGUCCAAAUCAAGUGCGAGCUAAGAAUCUUGUCCAACUUUGCAUUCAACUUGUCGCUUGACUGGGAGCUGUCUGUUAAGAAGGAGAUGUCUGCUCCAUUGAAGGAUGGAGUGCGAGACAUGCUGGUCAAGCAUCACCUCUUCAGCUGGGACCUCUGAAUGCCGCUGCAUGCUGGGUUGUCAUGGCAACAGGCGAUCAAAGGUCCCCCACCUCUGCCUGGUGUAGUACAGGAGCUAAGAGCCAAAAAUCAAAUGAAUUGUGCACUUUUUGACAAAAGCAUGAGAAUUGGGGGUGAUGGUGUGAGGAGGUGAUGUGCCGAUGACCCUUGACUACGAAAACUGCACUCAUGGGUGAGAGUGUUAGUUGGGUGAUUAGCACCGCAAAUAAGCAGUGCAAUCACGGAUCAUAUUUGGGGUGAAACGUGAUGUAGGGUUUAAUGCAGCCCUCCCACAGUUCAGCAAGCAUGCAUAUCUGUUGAACCUGGCGUCGUUUUGCAUGUAAUAUAAACGUGUCAUAUAAGCGGACCUAUUGAAAUGUAGCAGUGGUACACGCACACAAGUGAUGUGUAUAUGCCAAACGCAUGCUGUAUGUUUGAAAAGGGCCAGUUCAUGGUAAGAACUGCAGUAGCUUAAUAUAGUUAUCAUAUCCAGACCACUGAGGAUUUUGACAUGAUGUGUCGACUAUUGCUGGUGUUUUGGCAGUGUUAAUUGCACAGGUCACUCCAGCUUUACUUGUUACGUAACGAUAUCACCAUCAAAAUAUUGUGCAUUUGUCUGCUGACAUGAGUGCUUACAUGUAUAUGAAUGUGUGAUUGCGGGAAGUUCUAGGUUGGGCAAAAAGAAGCUAUUCUACAGACAGUGAGCAACAUGCAUGGAUUAACAUACACAUUCAUAUAUCUGAAUAUAUAUAUAUAUAUAUACAUGUAGGUAUUUAUUUCUUAAUUUAUAUUUACCACAAGAUAUUUAUAGACUGUUAUCAUUCCACUAGUAAGGGAGCAUUUUUCUCUUACAGAUAGCAUGACACAUUUUAUGACAAUCAUCCGUAUAAUUGCACGUAACCAGUGUACACAAGUUGGUCAUUUCCUUGUGUGUCAAUUGGUAAUUAUUGGCAGUAAUCUAGUCAGGUAGAGUAUGAGAGAUGGUGAAAAUAUAGUGUACUUUACUGAUUAUUCAACAGCUUUUAAUUUUCAUUAGACGCUGUUAGUGUGACAUAUACACGAACCUGGGCAGUUAAUAUGGGAGAUGUCUGGUCACAUCUGUGAGGUUAUACAUGUGAAAAAGCUUGAAUUUAACAGGGGAACAAUGAGUAUUCUGGGUGGCCCACACAUUGUGGAGUAUGCUUGCCUGCCUGACAUAGAAUGUUAGUUCUAUUGCAAAGAUAUGUAUCGGAUUAUGACUGACCAGGUGUUAUUUCCAGCUUUUUGGGCACGUGAUCGAAAUUCUUGCACAUUACAUGCGUCUCAAUUCGUCACUAGAGUUAACUAGGCAUUAAUGAAUCGAUGCACCAAUAUCAAAUUAGUAUAUUUUAUUGCGCUUGUUAAUCUGAUGGUCAUAAUGUAUGUAUUUACAGUAGGUAAGUAAUCAGUACGUACAGGAGACUGACAUGUUCAAGCAGUCCAUCUACUUACCAAAGAAUAUGCGCCAAGGGAACAUUGAUGAAACUUGGUUACAAAACACCAGUCGUUAUUGAAUUAAUGAGAUACUAUUAUUUACUUAUUUUGACAAUUUGGAGAUUACUUAUUUUUUGUCAUUAUUUAUGAGGUUUGAUUCAUUUUGCCCAAUUUCAAGUCAAAUGACUUUUAUAUUUCAUUUUUAUAUGCCUGCUAGAAUAUAUAUGUGAAAUAAGAAUGUGCAACUGUUAUAUACAUGUCCAUAGUGAUAAAUCAGGUGUAUCAGGACAGUCAGUCAUUAUUUAUUCUUACCAAAUGUGUGUCAGACAGUGAUUGUAAUAUUAGUUUGAUUUCUCUUUGUUUCUGAUAUGAAUUAAAAAUAGGUAGGAACCAA
Messenger RNA from Priapulus caudatus, 4465 nucleotides. Its product is annotated as small G protein signaling modulator 3 homolog. Gene Ontology annotation, molecular function: protein binding. Bases 206 to 2620 code for a protein of 804 amino acids. The transcript is spliced from 17 exons. The record is from RefSeq and is a predicted model, not a curated record. NCBI's taxonomy places the organism in Eukaryota, Metazoa, Priapulida, Priapulimorpha, Priapulimorphida, Priapulidae.